AUGUUAAAGCGGAUAGCUCCUUCUGUUCGCGGUCUUCGCACAACAUACAGGCUACUAUCAAGUGACGGCAAGGAUAGUGAAGGAGGGAGUAAGAAGCCUCCCUUGAGUACCAAACAAGUCCUCGGUGAUGAUUUGUUGGAUGCAGUGAACUCUGUUGCAGAAGACUUGCACAAAGAUGAUCCAGCGGCAAAGAAGGAGUUUACUCCGCUUUCCCGCUAUGCAUCUGCGAACAGAAAUGCCGCUGAACGUGAAAGUGGCCAUUGA
Molecule: messenger RNA, 264 nt
Organism: Cylicocyclus nassatus
Lineage: Eukaryota; Metazoa; Nematoda; Chromadorea; Rhabditida; Strongylidae
Source: the annotation of a GenBank genome assembly